AUGUCUGACAAAGCAAUGAACACAUUCACGGGACCACCUGGUGUUGCAUCGGUUCCUGUUCCACUUUCCAACCCAGUAACACCAGCUCCUAUUCGACCACAACCAACUGUCGCUCAAACGACAUGGGCUCCACAAGUAGAUCAAACGAACACGUGGCAACCAUCUCAACAAGAACAGCAACCCCAACAGAGUAAUUGGGACCAAGAUAAUCAGCAACCUCAAGCAGAAAGAUGGAAUCCGGAAUGGCGAGAAAGAGGACCUCCACCCCCACAUUGGCGCGAUAGAGGACCACCACCUCCGGAUUUCGAAGGUUGGCAUCAUCGGCCACCAUGGAGACGGGGUCCGUGGUGGGGAAGACCACCUCCACCAUGGGGACCACCUCCUCCUGGACCCCCACCAUUCGGUUGGAGAGGAUUGUGA
Messenger RNA from Caenorhabditis briggsae, 420 nucleotides. The coding region runs from base 1 to 420 and encodes 139 amino acids. The record is from RefSeq and is a predicted model, not a curated record. The transcript has 2 exons. Lineage: Eukaryota; Metazoa; Nematoda; Chromadorea; Rhabditida; Rhabditidae.